AUGAAGAUUCGCGAGUCUCUCAUAUCGAGGUCCAUUCUUAAGGCAAUCGCACAAGAUGAAUCCGACACAGCGCCGAACAAAUCGAGGCUCCAUCACCGAGUCAUCAGGCUCGUCCUUGCCUUCUUUGCCCUGUUCAAGCUUUUCCUAACUCGGUAUCGUCGCAAUGACUUUGCUUCCUUGCGUGAGGGUGUCUGGAAGCUAGAUGAACGCGAGUAUCUCGACUCUUUCAGGCCACUGCAAACACCAGACGGCGUUGAGGGACAGCAAGUCCAAGGCGAUAAACUGAGACUGAAGCCUGUCGGAGACUUGGGCUACAGUGGCUCGACAUUCUUUACUACUCCGAACUCCAAGUACCUCAUCAAGUCUCUUCCUCGUCGAUUUGAGCACACGUUCUUCACACACGAUCUCUUCAACCCAUAUGUCGACCACAUGCGCAACCAUCCCCACAGCUUGCUCGUGCGGAUCGCCGACAUGGUGUACACACCCCACCCCACGCUUGGUGGCAUCAUCGGUACGGCACCGACCCAUCAUAUUAUCAUGGAGAACCUACUGUAUGGAAAGCAAGAGAGCGGCGACGACUGGCAUGCCAUGAAGUGGGAGACGUACGACCUCAAACCCAGUAACUACUUCUUCCCAGAGCGCGAUAUUGCCGAUGGCAAUCUGGCUCCUCAGAGUGUCAAAGACAAGCUGGUUGACGAGUUCCCUGACCGCGUCAAGGUCGACGCGAAAAGCAAGAAGGAACUGCUCGACAUAUUGUCUCUCGACACACAACUCUUGGCCGACAAAAAUGCCAUCGACUACUCCUUGUUCCUCGUUCGAUAUCCAGGCCCUAACACCACGGAUCCGCAACCCGAUGUCGCCAAUGUCAAAUCUGAGGCUGAACUCUGGCGAACGGGCAUGACAGAUUCGGCUGGCUUAUGGACGUACCGGGUGGUGGUCCUUGACUUCUUCUGGGCGAGGCACAAGUUUCAUGCUCAGGCCAUGACUGGCCUUGUCAAGCUGUUCAAUAAGGUCGCUCACAAGGGACCAAUGAGCAUCACCGCCAAUCCGACGGAGUACCGAAAGAGAUUCCUUAGCAUGGUCGACGCCAUUGUUUACCUUCCCAACCUCUUCAUCAACAAAGACUCUGACCAACGAGCGAGCCGCGCCAUCGACCAAGCAUUUACUCUAGACACAAUGGCGCAACACAGACCUCCCGAACCCCCCCUAUCACAUUCUUAUCGUGCGGCCUUUGCCACUAGGUUCGACACUGAUCGCGUAGCUUCCCGCCAGAUCCUUGACCAUGGCAUGCAGAAUCGCAUCAUACGUGGCCUUCAGACCUCAGCCUGUGGCACUCCUCGCUGCACUAUGGAAGCUCAACAUUUGUGCGAAGAACUCUCUCUUCAGCGCUACUGGGCUGAAGACUUCGUCUCAAGAUUUCCCGAACAUCGUGGGGAGUUUGCAGCCAUGCAACUGAUACAAGCUUUACCUAUGGGUGUUCAAAAGCCGCACUACAUCCAGAUAGGCCCACGCGAGGUCUCUGCUUCGGAGCAGAAUCCGAGCCAUUCACCUCGUGCAACGCAGUACCCCUCCGCAUUUCCUGCUGAAAACAAGGGUGAAUCUCAUCCACAUCCUUCCGCCAUAGAAAUUCCCGUCACCUCGGACGACAAUACACCGCUGAUGCCUCGUUCUCAUUGUGUUGAGCCGAUUGCCGACUUGCUUACCUUCGCAAUUGUUGGCAACGAAACGCCGGCACCUCGCCCGGCCACGCCAACCGUCAACCAUGGAGCCGACAGCUUUCCGAAAAAGGACUUGGGUGAACGGGAAUCCCAGGAUGCGCUCCAUAUGGCUGACACCAUUCAUGUUGCAAGUGAUUCGAAACCCGACGUUUCCCCCGAACAACCCUUUGAGCCAGCACCGAAUACUCCUCUUACAUUUCUUGCCCAGCUCAAGGCUGGCGCCUUUGGUCACCAGUCCCAGUCACGUACCGUGAUCAUUAACAACCUCCCUAACAAUGUUGGCAUUGGUCAGGUCCUUGAGCAUGUCUGUGGAGGCCGCGUCGUCAAAGCUAUUCUUGUCAGCGUGGCAGGACUUCCCGGGUUGGGAGACAUGUCGGCGAUAAUUACUUUCGAGACGCCCCAGGCAGCGCAGAGGUUCAUGCAACUCGCUGCUCAACGAAAAUUUGGCUUCAAGACAAUCAAUGGUAAUCAUGUGGAGGCCUCGGUCGUGUCUUCUGGUGUUGCGUCGCACCCCUUCAAGCCUAAUGUAGGCAGGUUGCUCGAGAUGGGCUGCACCAGAUGCCUCCAGGUGCGUGGACUCAACAGCUCCCGCAUUAGCAGGACUGUUCAGGCUGUUUGCCUUGGCCGCCCAUUACACCACGUUCUUGCCGAAUUCAAAGUCAUCGGCGCUCAGGAAGUCGUGCUUGAAUUUGCAAGCAUUGAAUUGGCGACCGCCUGUUUCUUUUUGCUCACACACGCCAAAACACAUGAGGGACAGGUUGAUGUCCAGGUGCACCGUUCAAUUGACCCUUGCAGUGCCAACAACUUCGAUGCAUCCAAGACGCCUUUCACUGACUGUCGAGCUUUCCCUCACGAGCUCGGCAAACUCAUGUCGUUUGACAAAGUCCCGAAUCUUCUUUCCAUGGAAUCGGCAGUCGACUCGUCGGUCAGCACUGGCAGCCGACAGGUCGAUGACCGACAGAAGCAUGAGAUGCGCGAGAUUUACGACUUGGCUGGUAUGCCAUGGCCCGAGGAAGCUCCGCGCGAACGCUACGCCGACCGAGAGCGAUCUGAUCAAUGGCCAAGCUGGGAGGGCGUCGAUCGUGAAGGCAGACCCUGUAGGUUUGAGCGCGACCCUCUCUCUGGCGCUGUGCAGUUUCGUCACUGCGUCGGAAACUCACUGACCGAACCUUCAAUGUACAGAGAAGAGAGCUAUAAAGAAUGGCUCCACUACAAUCUCGAAACUGAGGACCCCUACGUGCAGGAAAGCCUUGAUCUAUACUUUGCGGCGGAGGGACUCACCAACAUUCGCAAGGUAAAUGAAUACGUCAAAAAGCGUGAAAGCCAGCAAUAG
Messenger RNA from Verticillium nonalfalfae, 3051 nucleotides. RefSeq lists its product as uncharacterized. Gene Ontology annotation, molecular function: nucleic acid binding; phosphatidylinositol kinase activity. Lineage: Eukaryota; Fungi; Ascomycota; Sordariomycetes; Glomerellales; Plectosphaerellaceae. Gene Ontology annotation, biological process: phosphatidylinositol metabolic process. Bases 1 to 3051 code for a protein of 1016 amino acids. The transcript has 2 exons. The record is from RefSeq and is a predicted model, not a curated record.